AUAUGAAUGGCAACAUGUAUUGUUCGACGUCUCCCCAAAGCGGCGAGUAACUUUGUGGUUUCUAACUCAAGGCAAGUCUUCUAAUAGUUAUAUUUGAUCGGUCUGAACUUAAACUUAACCGACAAACUCACAAUUUAUCAGCAACAGCGCGUGAAGAAGAUUCAGGAAAAGGCAGAUUUGCAAAUCGUUGGUGUGAAACCGGGUCUGGGCUGGAGAUGGGGGAUCAGGAGCCACCACAGUUUGGGUCUCUGGAGGAAGAGCUGGAGUACUGGAAGGAUGAGGCUGCCAGGCACCAACAGAUUGCUGAGGAAGCUCAAGAAGAGCUGCAGGAGUUCCAGCAGAUGAGUCGGGACUAUGAGGUUGAGCUGGAGACGGAGCUGAAACAGUGUGAGGCACGAAAUCGUGAGCUGCUUGCUGCCAAUAACCGUCUUCGUAUGGAGCUGGAAAACUACAAGGACAAGUACGAGACACAGCACUCUGAGGCCUGCCGGCAAAUCUCCAGCUUAGAGGGAGACCUGGCUGAAACCACAGCCAUCAGAGACCAGCUUCACAAGUACAUCAGGGAGCUGGAGCAGGCCAACGAUGACCUGGAGAGGGCCAAGAGAGCAACCAUCAUGUCGCUGGAGGACUUUGAGCAGAGAAUGAACCAGGUCAUAGAGAGGAACGCUUUCCUUGAAAGCGAGCUGGAUGAAAAGGAGAAUCUCUUGGAGUCCGUUCAGAGGCUGAAGGACGAAGCCAGAGACCUGAGGCAAGAGCUUGCUGUGCAGCAGAAACAGCAGGUACAAGACAGGAAGCCUUCCCUUAGCAGUGCAGCCAAAGAGCCUUCAUCAUCAUCCUCCUCGGCUGCGUUGCCCACACCGCCUCUCACCCCUCCAGACAAAAGAACAGAGGACAAGACCACAUCUUCAUCUCCUGCCACACCGUCAAGACCUCCAGCCUCAUCAGAGGUCUUCACCACCCCAUCUCCCUCCGUCAGCAGAGGUGAAAGCCUUUCAGCGACUCCUCUCACCACGUCGGCGAGGAUCUCUGCUUUAAACAUCGUGGGAGAGCUGCUGAGGAAAGUCGGGAGCCUGGAGUCCAAGCUAGCGUCCUGUCGGGAGUAUGUCCACGAGCAGACGGUUGGUCGCCGAGGUGGACAGGGGGCGGCCCCGGGCCAGAACAGCUCCUCAGAGAACCAUCCUUCGAAUGGUCUCUGCAACAAGGGUCUGGUCAAGAGGUUAGACUUUGGUGCAGGAUCCAAGCUGCUGUUGUGAAACUAAAACUAUCCCGAACCCUCUUCUGAGCUGCUCAGCCCUUCCUCUCCGUCCAGCCUGGAUGUCUCAAAUGUAACGGUACCAUGUGCCACACCUCAUACAGGUAUCCCUGCCUCUUCAGGACACAGGACACGACGGACACACUAAUAUGAAGCUGCAGAGAUGAAAUGUAUGGGUGCGUUGCCAUGGAUACUUGGGAUGUUUAAGUUUUUGUUUAUUAACUGGACUUCUUUUCAGCACUUGCACUUGGCUUUAAUGAACUUACUGGACUCAGGCUGCAUCAACACCUCCUCUCCUGAUUGCAUGUUAGCACUUUUUGUCUCUGUCCUUCAAACGGUGUGUUCAUACCAAACGCAAAGCAAGUCUAUGAAAACAGAUGCAGGGAGCUAACGCUAAAAUGAAUCUCAUCCUGAUGAAUGUUUUUAGAAAGCUCGAGCACCAGAAUGCAGGUUGUGUUUUGCAAAGUCUGAUCAUUUUUAAGUCUAGAUUUUAUACACAUUUAUUUUACUUUUAGCCACGUUAACUUCCUCGGAUGAUGGAUCACAGAACUGAUCCAGCUGAAUGCAGGUUGUGUUUUGCUAUAAACAAACACACUUGAAUGAGUCAAACUUAUGAUCUGCCAGCUGCAACAGACCAAAAAUUCCACUUUCUGGGAUGAUUUGGGUCUGGAAUGCUGAGUGGAUGCAGUUCCACAUUGUUCUUCAGAUUCCCAUUUGACCCGACACAUGACUAAGUGUAAAUUGGGUCAGUGUGUCUGGGAGAAACUUAAAGAAAGAUUUGUUUUGAUGUUGGAAUUAGCUGUAGGAUACAUGAAAUUAUGUCUUGUAUUUAGGCUACUUAAACUGAGGAUGUCCUAAAAGCAACAUUUAAGGACUUUAUAUGAGUGAAAGUCAGUGCCCUAAAAAGAAAAGUUUAAAAUGACACAAAUGCUUUCUCUGAACACCCUUUGCUCCCAGGCACACUGGAACAAAUUUCAU
Molecule: messenger RNA, 2230 nt
Organism: Melanotaenia boesemani (Boeseman's rainbowfish)
Lineage: Eukaryota; Metazoa; Chordata; Actinopteri; Atheriniformes; Melanotaeniidae
Product: nuclear distribution protein nudE homolog 1-like
Exons: 9
Coding region: 216-1253 (345 amino acids)
Biological process (GO): establishment of mitotic spindle orientation; vesicle transport along microtubule; chromosome segregation
Cellular component (GO): centrosome; kinesin complex; kinetochore
Molecular function (GO): microtubule binding
Source: RefSeq, a predicted model, not a curated record